AUGGCGCUCCCACCGGAUGCUCUCCACGAAAACAUUUAUGCCUUCGCUCUCGCAAAACACCAGGUUGAACUGUUUUGCAAUCAAUGUCUGACGAAUAUGGUCGAGCUCAAGAAGUGCAGUGCCUGCAGAAAAGUGGCGUACUGUUCUGCAGAAUGUCAGAGAGCCGACUGGAAACUUCACAAACGGGAAUGCAAAGCUAUACAGGCUCACGGCGAAGUUGCCAUCGAUUCAAUCCGACUAGUGAUGAGAAUCGUUGGUUUAUUGAACCAAAACGAAGUUGGACAGUUUUCCGAAGAAUACAUACCGGGUGGUAUUCGUAGUUUUCUGACCUUGAUGGAUCACGGAAACCACCUAAAUGCUGAAGCGGAGGAUUUUGCUGAGCAAUACUUGAAUUUUGCUCUACCUCCUCAUUCACAUCCGGAAACGAUAAAAUCGAUUUUCAAAAAAGUAUCCGUCAACAGUUUCAGUCUUAGUAAUUCAACUGGAAAUAGUAUAGGAAUUGCAUUGUGUGUGAAGCUGAGCGCAGCGAAUCAUUCAUGUAAACCAUCAACAAGAGUUUGUUAUCGUGGCCGCACCGCAAUGCUGGUUCCCGUUGACGAUCGACUCCCAACAUCCUUGGAAGGAGCUUGUCAUUCAUAUAUUGACGAGUUACAAACAUUGUCAACUAGACAGGCUACGUUGAAGAAAAAGUAUAAAUUCGAUUGUGCUUGUGAAGGAUGUACGGAUGAUGAACGAAACGGCCGAAUGGAAGCAUGGGCGUGUGAAAUUUGUAAAACAGGAUGGAUACGAAAUGUUGAGGGAGCUUCAUGCAAUCCGUGUGGAUAUGUACUAACAAGAGAUCAAUAUGAACUGUGUCGAACAGCUGAAGAAGCUGCAAUCGCUUCUAGACCGAAACUGGAAAACGACUCGAUUCCACUUGAAACUCGUAGGCAUCUUUGCGAAAAGCUGCUUGAACUAUUUCAAGACACUCUUCAUGCCUAUAACGUUCAUCGAAUCCCGGUACUUCGAUGCUUGUUUGUGGCAACAUUAGCCAUUCGGGACAUUGAUGCUACAGCAAAAACUGGUGUUUCUCUUCUCUCGAUAAUGCUUGAAUAUCAAAGCGAGAACGAUCCAGCUAUUCUCUUCCAGAAGUACCAACUUUCCCAUAUCUUCUGUGCUGGUGGAGCUCAUAGCCAAGCUGCUAAAUUUCUUAAUGAUAUCAAAGGUCCACUUGAAAGAAUCUACACCACAGACGCAUCCAUCGUCAGAAGUGUAUAUUGCAUGAUUUUAAAAACUCGUCAUCCAUCUUAA
Molecule: messenger RNA, 1290 nt
Organism: Caenorhabditis remanei
Lineage: Eukaryota; Metazoa; Nematoda; Chromadorea; Rhabditida; Rhabditidae
Exons: 5
Coding region: 1-1290 (429 amino acids)
Cellular component (GO): nucleus
Molecular function (GO): protein binding
Source: RefSeq, a predicted model, not a curated record